Megachile rotundata (alfalfa leafcutting bee) is the source of this 1984-nucleotide messenger RNA. Its product is annotated as UBX domain-containing protein 4. Gene Ontology annotation, biological process: ERAD pathway. NCBI's taxonomy places the organism in Eukaryota, Metazoa, Arthropoda, Insecta, Hymenoptera, Megachilidae. Gene Ontology annotation, molecular function: protein binding. Gene Ontology annotation, cellular component: endoplasmic reticulum. The record is from RefSeq and is a predicted model, not a curated record.
AGCUGGUUCUGAUACAGUUUCAUAGUCACCUACCCAAACCUUACUCAGAUUUUGAAACGUCAACUUCUAUAGAAAAUUUCUAGUGAUUAAACUACUUUUUCAUUACGUCAUUAUCAACCGAUAGUGCAAUAGAACAAGGAUAUUUCCAAUUACACAGAAACAAAAAUGAAGUGGUUUGAGGGUAGCAUCAAUGAAGCAGUUGCAACAUCAAAAUCUAGAAGAGCAAUUUUUGUCGUUUUUGUUGAAGGGAAAGAUGACACAUCUACCCAAGUUGCUGAAGCAAUCAAUGCCACAGAAGUAUCGCACCGGUUGGAACAAGAAGAUUUUGUAGCAAUUAGAUUGGAAAGUGGAUCUGAAUCUUAUGUGUUUUUUGUUCAAAUUUAUCAAAUGGUACCUGUUCCAUCUUUAUUCUUUAUCGGUGAGAAUGGUAUGCCACUGGAAAUUGUUGCUGGCAAUACAACAUCGGCUGACCUAUUGGCUAAGAUUGAUUUAGUAUUAUCCAAAGCAGGGAAGAAUAAAAAUACUUCCACUAAUUUGAUAAAUGCUGAACAAAAAGCAGCUGCUACCAGUAAUGCCACUAACAGUGGAAGCGUUAAUAUAGAAGGAGCUAAGACAACAAAAUCAAACACAGAAACAUCUGUACCACAGACAAAAUCAGAAAAUGUCAGUAAUGUAAUUCCAAAUGAUACUAAAGAACAGCCCUCCACAAGUUUGAAAGCCACAGAAACCCCAAAAACAGUGAACGAUAAAAAGGAAGAGCAAGCCAAAGAAUUAUCAACAGAAGACAAAUUAGAAAGAGCAAGAAAAAUGAUAGAAUUGCAACAAAGGCAACGCAUAGAAGAGGAAGAAAGAAAAGAGAAGGAGAGAGAACUAGAGCGUCGGAAGAUGAGACGCGACAUGCAAGGAAUUAAACAGAAACAACAGGAGUUAACAGACCGAGAAAAGAUCCGACAACAGAUAGCUCAGGAUAAAUUAGAAAGGAAGCAAAAGGAGCUAGCUUUACAGCAAAUGCAGCCACAACCUUCACAGGAACUACCUAAAUCAUACAUACCCACGGCACACGAUGCAACUGUAACCAGAAUACAAUUUCGAUUACCAUCUGGCAAUCCUCACAUGGGACAGUUCGAUCCAACGUGUACUUUACGUAAUUUGCGUACAUACGUUGUUGAGAACAUCUCGUUACCUUUUCGUCAAUUUGCAAUGUCUACCUCUUUCCCUAGAAGAGAGUUAACUAGCGAAGACGACGACAAAACUCUCUUAGAUUUGGAACUGGUUCCAACAGCCGUUAUUUUAAUUCUGCCUUUGAAAAACUCGAAUACCACGACAACCGUAACCUCGACACAAGAUGUUAGCCUUAUGCCACGAUUCGUGUGGUCCAUUUUCGCAGUUGUUACGCACAUGUACUCUUAUUUGGUGAGUUAUUUCACAGGUAGAAAUUCACAGGAACAACAGAGUAGCUCUACCGACAACAAGGAUUCAAGUAACGCAAGUGGAACGGUCUCAUCGAAUGUUCAAAAUGUUGCUACUUCAUCAGGUUUGGUCCGGAGAUAUACGAGUAACCGAGAAGGUACCACCAUCAAAACCGAAGGGAAUAUACACAGAUUACAUUCAGGUGGGGACGAUAACGAUGAGAACAAUACAUGGAACGGUAAUUCAACGCAACAAAUGUGAAUUAUCAUUAGAUCGAUAAAACUUCAACUGGCUCUGCUGUUUCAUUGAUCAAACUUAUGAAUAUAUGCGAUAUAUUUUGUUAAACUUUUAUACCUUUCCGUUCUAUUGCACUGCAAUUGGAUAUCGCGUGUUCCCUGCUACGAACACGACGAUCUGUUACUCUAAUCGAAGUUAUUGUAUAUUUUUGAGUGGUAAUAAGGAUUGUCUUAAGAAUAAUACAACCACAUUGUAUCUUAAUUUUAUAGUCGAAGACAAAAUAUUGUAUUAAGCAGAUGGCCUUUUAUUCUGUUAAUAUAUACAUAUAUAUAUAAAA